This is a messenger RNA of Penicillium soppii, 1809 nucleotides long. Its product is annotated as putative MFS multidrug transporter. Gene Ontology annotation, biological process: transmembrane transport; basic amino acid transport. Gene Ontology annotation, cellular component: fungal-type vacuole membrane. NCBI's taxonomy places the organism in Eukaryota, Fungi, Ascomycota, Eurotiomycetes, Eurotiales, Aspergillaceae. The transcript is spliced from 2 exons. The coding region runs from base 1 to 1809 and encodes 602 amino acids. The record is from RefSeq and is a predicted model, not a curated record. Gene Ontology annotation, molecular function: basic amino acid transmembrane transporter activity.
AUGGGAAUUGACAAUGGGCGAUCCCAUCUGGAUCCCUCUGAAACCACUCCCCUCUUGACUCAAUCCCAUGGCCGCCCCAGCUGCCUUGAUGUCAAUGAAUAUGAUGUCGAAAUAGCCUCUUCGCAUAAGGAUACAGAUGAAGAACAUAAUGUUCCCAUUUUAUCCAGUGCUAGCUCCAUAUCUGGGGGACUGGAUUUUGGGCCAUCUCUAGAAAGAAACAUAUCCAACUCUCCGAGCAAUCCGAAUGCCUCAACUAAAGAAGAAAAUGAAUAUGCGUCGAGAUUCAUCGAUGUAUCGCCCACGCAAUUCUGGGUUAUUUUCAGCGGCAUCAUGAUGGGCUAUAUGAUUGGCUUCUUUGACUCGACCCUCAUGGCCUCAAGCCAUCCAGUCAUCACAUCCUACUUCAAAGCCGCAAACUCAGCCUCGUGGCUAUCGACCGCCUUCUUACUGACCUCGACCGCAUUCAUGCCAUUGUUUGGGCGGAUCUCCGACGCCUUUGGUCGCAAACCCGUCUAUCUCUUCUCGAUCGCCAUGUUCUUCGUCACCACAGCCGGGUGCGGUUUGGCGCGCAACAUCGGUCAUUUCAUCGCUGCGCGCGCUCUUUGUGGACUCGGUGCAGGCGGUAUCUUCUCCAUUGGUCAAAUUAUUUCCAGUGACUUGGUGCGUCUCGAAUACCGGGGCGUCUAUCAGUCGUAUCUCAAUCUAUGUCUCGGCGUCGGUAGUAGUCUCGGGCUUGCCUUUGGAGGCUAUCUAUGUGAUCAUAUCGGUUGGCGUGGGGCGUUUCUCAUCCAACUGCCUUUUAUCUUCGUCUACUUGAUUGCGGCUGCUUGGACUGUCCCGGCGGAUCUGGGCCUUAAGACUGUUGGGAUGGAGCGCAUGAAAUUGUCGCAGUUAAUCCGGAGCAUUGAUAUAACGGGAGCAUUCAUUUUGAUUACUGCCGUCACACUUCUGAUCCUUGGGUUGAAUCUGGGAGGGAACGUGGUUCCCUGGGGUCAUCCACUGAUCAUCGUCUCGUUGGUGUUAUCCGGUGUGUUAGCUGUGAUCUUAGUGCGGUAUGAACGCCUCGUACCGCGCCCCGUGAUGCCAAUCGAACUUCUUACGACAAACCCCCGAGCCAGCAUAAUCUUUGGCAGUUUCUUCGCUACAAUGUCCGUCAGCACGGUCGUUUUCAAUGCUCCGCUAUAUUUCCAGGCCGUUAAGUUGACCUCACCAACUACUUCUGGUCUCCGACUUGUUGCCUCUUCUCUUGCUAUUACUUUCUCAAGUGUCAGUACUGGAAUCUUGGUCAAUUGGACCAGACGCCUCCAACCUUUCGUUCUGAUUGGUGUAUGCAGCAUGGUAAUAGGCGGGUGUGCAGCGGCAUCAAUGGGAAUUGAUACCCAUAAUCCAGUCGCUAUGGUCUGCAUCUCGUUCUCGAGCCUGGGUCAGGGCUUCUCAUUUCCAUGUCUGAUGGUGUCUAUACUCGCAACCAGUAAACGUGAAGACCAGGCUGUUGCAACUACCACCCUUGGUUUGUGGCGGAACUUGGGGUCCGUCAUGGGUGUUGCUGUGAGUAGCUGGAUCUUCCAGAAUACCCUCAUUUAUCAUCUCAAGCACAAUGUCACUGGUGUUGACAAAGAUCAUAUCAUUGCGCUCGUCCGCAAAUCUGUGCACAGUAUUGCGCUCUUGGAUCCCGUCCAUCGGUCAGAAGUCACCAAAUCUUACUCCGAUGCUCUUCGUCUGACCUUUUUAUCGGCAGCCGUCUGGGCAAUUAUUGUACUAAUACUCAUGUGCCGAGUCCGAUUGCCACGGUUGGAAAGAAAGAAGUAG